AUCCAGGUUACAGCAAGAAAAAAAAGGAGGGAAAAUCAUUUUGUUGCUAUGAAUGUGUUCCAUGUCCAGAUGGGAAGAUUUCAGAUCACGAUGAUAUGAAUUAUUGUUUCCAAUGCUCAGAAGAUCAAUUUCCAAACAAGAACAAAGACCAGUGCCUUUUCAAGAGAUUGAACUUUCUCUCCUUGACAGAACCUUUAGGGAUCACUUUAGGUUCCUUGGCAAUUUCUUCUUCCAUGAGCACAGUUUUGAUUCUAGUAGUUUUCAUCAAGAACCAAAACACCCCCAUUGUCAAAGCCAACAAUCGGGAGCUCACCUACACUCUCCUCAUCUCCCUGCUGCUCUGCUUCCUUUGCUCAUUGCUAUUCAUUGGCCGGCCUCAAACCCUGACCUGCUAUUUACGACAAACUGCAUUUGGUGCCAUCUUUGCUGUGGCUGUGUCUUGUGUUUUGGCAAAAACCAUCACCGUGGUUCUGGCUUUCAUGGCUAUCAAGCCAGGUUCCAGGAUGAGGAAAUGGGUGGGGAAAAGACUAGCCCAUUCUAUUCUUCUUGUCUGCUCCCUUAUUCAAGCUGGGAUUUGUGCUGUGUGGCUAUGUACAGCUCCUCCAUUCCCAGAUUUGGACAUGCACUCUCUGGCUGAAGAACUCAUACUGGAAUGCAAUGAAGGAUCAGUCACUAUGUUUAAUUUUGUCCUGGGGUACCUGGGAUUUUUGGCCGUUGUCAGUUUCAGUGUAGCUGUCCUAGCCAGGAAGUUGCCAGACAGUUUCAAUGAAGCCAAGUUCAUCACUUUCAGCAUGUUGGUCUUUUGCAGUGUUUGGUUGUCCUUUGUUCCAUCAUACCUGAGCACGAAAGGCAAAUACAUGGUGGCAGUGGAGAUCUUCUCCAUUUUGGCCUCCAGUGCUGGGCUACUGGUUUUUAUCUUUUUCCCAAAAUGCUACAUCAUUAUUUUAAGGCCUCAUUUGAACACCAAGGGUCAGCUAAUUAUGAGAACUUAGGAAGAAUCUAAGAUCCAAUCAACUACACGUGAUGGUUAGAGUGUUACUUGCCCUGACAAAGUUCAUUUUUUCUUUGGUGAAUAGAAAUUAGAUAGAAUCCCCAGCUACUGCCUCUUUUCUGGUGGAUUAGAGGUCAAGCUCAGUUGUAAUUUAUCCCAGAAAAAAAUCCAGUUGCACUAAUAAAUUAGCAAAUAUAUGAAUAAUUUUUCCACCAACAUGUGCUUUCUGUGUAGGUGAUUAAAAUGAGUGCACAGCCCUCCAGUAUCUACAUCUAGAGCUUUGCACCUGAAACACUUUUGCAUUUCAUACACUUUUGAUGAAUGUUAGUUUAUAUUACUUUUUAGGACUGAAAGAAGAGUGGAGAACAGUUGAAUAGUAGCAUGAACUACCCUGUCUUGCAUUACAUGGAACUGCAGCAGACAGACCAUAGUACAAGAUAAAGUACUAUGAAUUCUUGGCUGUUUUUGCCUUAGCCCUUUUAGAGGCUGUAAUGGUGUGCUGAUUCAUGAUUGUGGGGUAAAUUCAUGGAUAAUAUUUAUUUUAUUUUAUUUUAUUUUAUUUUAUUUUAUUUAAAAUUAAAAUAAGGAAAAGAUCCAGAAGAGGUCAACCAAGAUGAUCAAGAGGCUAGACGACCUUGCUUACAAGUCAAGGCUAAAAUGGCAGGAUAGGGGGCAUACCUUAAUCUCAUAGUUGUGUGGCUUCCAAGGUAGGCAUGUGCCAACAGGUCCGGGGGUCCGGUGGUUCAGUCCAGUGGUUUGGGGGUUCCGGGUUGAACUGAACCCCCCCAAGCUCCAUCCAGACCAGAACUGAACCCCUUUGUAAGUUCAACCCUUCAGUGGGCUUCCUGUGGGCCGUGGUGGAGGGGGAGGAGUCCGCAAAAGUUUCCCUUCACCCACUGGC
This is a messenger RNA of Hemicordylus capensis (graceful crag lizard), 1892 nucleotides long. RefSeq names its product vomeronasal type-2 receptor 26-like. Bases 96 to 992 code for a protein of 298 amino acids. Gene Ontology annotation, cellular component: membrane. The transcript is spliced from 2 exons. The record is from RefSeq and is a predicted model, not a curated record. Gene Ontology annotation, molecular function: G protein-coupled receptor activity. Gene Ontology annotation, biological process: G protein-coupled receptor signaling pathway. NCBI's taxonomy places the organism in Eukaryota, Metazoa, Chordata, Lepidosauria, Squamata, Cordylidae.